UGGCACAACUUUAAUGAAGAAGGCCACAAGUCCCCUAAAGCAUAUCAAAAGCCCUAUAAAGUAGACCACAAGUUCUUUGAACUAGACCAAAAACCUCGUAAAGCAUACCACAAGUUUAUAAAGAAGACCCCAAGUUUCAUGAACUAGAACACGAGUCUCAUAAGACAUAUAAUAAAUUUUGUAAAAGCACACCACAAUUCUUAUUAACCAUACUAUAAAUUUAUUAAAGUGUCUAAUUAUGCAAAACUAGAGGGUGUGUUCGAGUCGACACAACGACUUUUGAGGGGAAAGAGGACGAGGAUGGCGAACCUCCAAAGAGUUGACUGGGAAGAGAGCAAAUCGGCGGUCUUAUGAGAACAACAUCUUUCGUGGUCGCCUUGACGAAAUCAGUAUUCCAAGUCGCGAGAAACUCGUCGGAGGUUGAUUGGAGCGUCACCUUUGUCUCCAGAUGCUUCGUUGCCUUUUUCUUCCAAUUUCGAUGCCGACUGUGGUUCUCGUCGAUUGGUCGGUCAGAGAAGGUCGUUGAUGAAGGGAAACGGUGGUCCUCUGGCUCCAGGAGCUCGAUUGGAGGUGUUGGGAAGAGUUUCCCAGCAACAGCAGAUGGGAAACGAUUUUGGUAUGUGAAGUGACAAUGGGGAACUAGAUCUGGAAGUUUUAAAAUCGGAUUUUGGUUUUUUUCGGGCUAAGGAGAGGGGGUUGGUCUUCUUCUUGGUGGCGGGUGGCAAAGGAGAGGGGUUUCCAGGGGUCAUGGGUCGGGUUAGAGGUUGGGUUGGAUGUUUAUGACAUGGUGGGUCGGGUCUAAGUUUUUUUGGGUUAAAAUUUGCCGACUAGGCGAUUCUGUUAGCCACAUCAACAAAAAACUGACGGUGUUAACCAAGUUGGACGAAAACUAACGGAGAGUGACCAAACAUGACAUGUUUUACUAGACUUAGUGACCAUUCUGCUCUUCUUAACUGUGUCUGGCUGGCUCUCUGCCUCUUUCCUUCCCUCCUCCCUGCUUCUUCUUAACUGCCAAACCGAAAUCAAUCAGCCUGGCUCGCCCACACCCAUCUCAUCCAGCCGUCCAUUCCUUCGUUCCCAUCGCGAAAAAAAAAAACUUCACCUAAGAAGUAGCGCCCAACAACCAUAACUCAACCCCCAACCAUUUUCUCGCUCUUCCCCCCCCCCCCCCCCCCCCCCCCCCCCCCCCCCCCUCCCUCCUGUGAAUGAAUUGCAUCCUUGGUGUUUGACAAAAUUCCAAAACCAACUGACGAUCUGCCCAAAGCUCCUCCGUCCUCUCUGGCAUUGCUUCUUAAUCCCCUCUCCCUCUCUUCUCCCCCUUUUCAAACCUCAGUCCUGUCAUCUCCCCCUGCGACCUCCUCUGCUGCUGCUUCUUCAUGGUGAAUCUCUUCUUCUUCUCCUCCUCCUCCUCCUCCUCCUUUUUUACUCGCCUCCCAACUUCUCCGUGUUUGUAUUUGUGGUCGCGGCGGAUUCUGCUUGACCUGAUUCAGCUUGGUGCAUGCUUGAAUCUGUUUUCAAUUCUUAAGAAUGGAGUACCCCCGGCAUUUCUUGCUUUGCUUCAUUGGGUUCUGAAUGAAUGUGAUUCUUUGCAUUCGACCAGCUUCAGGAAGCUUUUUCAGCCGCCAUAAGCAAGCUGGUUUUUUUUUUUUUUUUGCCCCUGCCGAGAAUAAUGAAUGAAUGACGUUGUGCUUUUCACAGAUUCGAAUUUCGUGACAGCGGUUGCUUAUUUAUAUAUAGCUUGGUGGGAAUCGUUAACUAGCUGCGGACUUGAUCGGAGCGGUGACUCUGGAGUUGGGGAGAAUGGCUACCUUACCGCAUUCUCCAGCUGCACUCACCGGGCCGAAGGCUUCGGAUCUUCUCCGGAGCUCCACCAGUGUUGCCUCCGGUAUCCCUUUGAGAACCCUAGGGAGAGCGCAGUUGGCAGGUUCCAGCUCCAAAGCUAGGGACUUGUCGAUUGUUGCCAAGGUUAGAAAGGUUAAGAAGCAUGAGUAUCCAUGGCCUGAUGAUCCGGAUCCCAAUGUCAAGGGUGGAGUUCUUUCUCACCUCUCACAUUUCAAGCCUAUGAAAGAGAGGCCAAAGCCUGUGACUUUGGAUUUCGAGAAGCCACUUGUUGAUCUAGAAAGGAAGAUCAUUGAUGUGAGGAAGAUGGCAAAUGAUACUGGUUUGGACUUUACUGAUCAGAUUGUCUCGUUAGAGAAUAAAUAUCAACAGGCCCUGAAGGAUUUGUAUACCCAUUUGACCCCUAUACAACGUGUAAACAUUGCAAGACAUCCUAACAGGCCCACUUUCCUCGAUCAUGUUUUUAGCAUCACAGAAAAGUUUGUGGAGCUUCAUGGAGAUCGAGCAGGUUAUGAUGAUCCUGCUAUUGUAACUGGGAUAGGAACUAUAGAUGGUAAAAGAUACAUGUUCAUGGGCCACCAAAAGGGUAGAAACACUAAAGAGAAUAUCAUGCGCAACUUCGGGAUGCCCACACCUCAUGGUUAUAGGAAGGCUCUACGAAUGAUGUAUUAUGCAGAUCACCAUGGCUUCCCCAUUAUCACUUUUAUUGAUACACCUGGAGCAUUUGCAGACCUCAAAUCCGAGGAGCUAGGCCAAGGUGAAGCAAUUGCUCACAACUUGAGGACCAUGUUUGGUCUAAAGGUACCAAUAAUUUCAAUUGUUAUUGGUGAGGGUGGCUCUGGUGGUGCUCUGGCCAUAGGCUGUUCUAAUAAAUUAUUGAUGCUUGAAAAUGCCGUCUUCUAUGUUGCAAGUCCAGAAGCAUGUGCUGCGAUUUUGUGGAAGACUGCCAAAGCUUCUCCAAAGGCUGCUGAGAAGCUGAAGAUUACUGCUAAUGAAUUGUGCAAGCUGCAGAUUUGCGAUGGGAUAAUACCUGAACCACUUGGGGGUGCACAUGCAGAUCCCUCGUGGACCUCACAACAGAUAAAGAAAGCAAUUAAUGAAUCUAUGAAUGAGCUCACCAAGCUGGACACAGAAAAUUUACUAAAACAUCGUAAUCUCAAGUUCCGGAAACUCGGUGGGUUUCAAGAGGGCAUUGCUAUCGAACCCAAGAGAAAGGUCAACAUGAAGAAGAAAGAAGAAUUCGUUUCAGGAAAGAUCCCAGUUAUGGAAUUAGAGACCGAGGUUGACAAGGUGAAGAAGCAAAUUUUCAAAGCUAUGGAGUCAUCACCUGGCACCAAGCCCUCAGAAUUAGCUCUGGAUGAGAUGAUAACAAAACUGAAGCGGGAGGUUGAUCUCGAAUUCUCUGAAGCUAUUAAUUCCAUCGGCCUUGGGGACCGGAUCUCGAUGUUGAGGGAUGAAUUCAGGAAAUCAAACUCAGAACAACAGCUCAUGCAUCCGUCACUGAUGGACAAGAUUGAGAAACUGAAAAAUGAGUUUGAUCAAGGCCUUUCUACUGCACCAAAUUUUGGGAACCUCAAGUAUAAGCUCGAUAUGUUGAAUGAGUUCUCUAAAGUGAAGAGCAUCUCGGAGAAGAACAAUAAGGCUCAGGAACUGAAACAGGAAAUGAACAAGAAGCUGAAAGAGAUCAUCAUGGGUAGGCCUGAGAGAAAGGAGAAGAUUGAAGAACUGAAGGCAGAGAUUCAAAGGCUCCGUGCUUCUGGGAUUGAGAAUCCUGACCGGGAGACCAAAGAGAGGAUUGCCAGGAUGAAAAGAGAGAUAGAUGUGGAAUUGGCAAAUGAUCUCAAGUCCUUGGGGUUCGAUGUUGAGGUUGUAAAACCAAGUGCAAAAGAAGUUGGUGACGAGCAAGUUUCUCUCCCAGAGCUGAAGGCGAAGGUUGAAACUCUGAAGGAAGAAACUAACAAGAAGAUUGAAGAUGCAAUCAACUCGCCAGAUAUUAAAAACAUGUUCCAGUUGCUGAAAGUGGAGGUAGCAAAGGCAGGAACUACACCUGAUGCAGCUACCAGAAGUAAGAUUGAAUCUCUAGAAAACCAAAUUAAGCAGAGAGUGGCUGCUUCUGUCAGCUCUCCUGAUCUGAAGGAGAAGCAUGUUCAGCUGAGUGAAGAGGUUUCCAAAACGGUGGAGUCUCUCGGAGGGUCGGAUGGCAGUUUUGAAGUUGCUGAUCAGAACAACAAUGGUUCCCCGCAUGAUGAUUCUAUGGUGAAGUUUAACUAUCGUGCCAACCGAGUAUAAAAAUACUGAAGACUUGAGCACAGUACCAGAUGGCUUUCCAACAGAACUUUCGACCUUCAUGUUCACACCAAGAGCUGUUCUUCAGUUCUUGUAGGGUUACGACCGCCUGACAGAGAGUGGCACGAGGUUUUUGCUCUUCCAUGGAAAUAUGAGAUCGACAUAGCCAUUAGCAUGGUUUUCGUGUUAGUUUUUUUGUUGUGUUCUUUCCCCUCUUGAAGAUGAGAGUUUGCUAUUGAUGUUUAUAAUUCGACUGAAACCCUUUUGUUAUGGAGUCCAGUUGAGUUAAUUUUAUUAUUUGUUUUCAUUACUAUUUUGCUGAAGAUCUGGCCAAGUAGAAACAUACUUUGGUUUUAUAUACACUGGUGCUGAGCGGCUUCAGAAGUUAGCUGGCCGACUUCCGCCUUUCCGUAAUAAAAGAACCACAAAUCU
Messenger RNA from Linum trigynum, 4557 nucleotides. The record is from the annotation of a GenBank genome assembly. NCBI's taxonomy places the organism in Eukaryota, Viridiplantae, Streptophyta, Magnoliopsida, Malpighiales, Linaceae.